AUGGAAUCAGUACGCCCAAAAGGCCCACUUGUCCCCUUCACUUCAGCUCUACUACCAACGACCCAAACAAUCCCAGGGCGAACAAUCGUCCUCGAGAAGCUCUCCCCAAAGCAUGCGGAUGACCUCUUUGACCUGACUGGUGGACUUGACACAUCCAGGGCAGCUCUCUGGGACUACAUGUUUGAUGGGCCAUACUCAGAUGCCGAAACAUUCAAAGCCAGCAUCGCAUUGAAAUCCACCUCAACAGAUCCUUUCUUCUACGCAAUCAUCGACAAGCGCAACUCUCUGCCUACUUUUGGAAAGGCAAUUGGCUAUCUCUCUCUGAUGCGAAUGACUCCCGACCACCUGGGCAUCGAGAUCGGGAAUGUGAUGUACUCGGCGGCGCUCCAGCGCACGACUUCCGCGACAGAGGCAAUCUAUCUCCUCGCUCAGCAUUCUUUCCAUGAUCUUGGGUAUAGGAGAUUGGAGUGGAAAUGCAACUCGCUAAAUGAGCCCUCAAGGCGCGCGGCUUUGCGCUUGGGAUUCUCGUUUGAGGGGGUCUUUCGACAGCAUAUGAUUAUUAAGGGAAGGAAUAGGGAUACGGCUUGGUAUUCUAUUUUGAGAGAUGAAUGGGAUGCUUCGCUAAAGGCGGCCAUGGAGAAAUGGUUGGAUGCUGGGAAUUUUAGGGAGGACGGUGGUCAGAUUAAGUCACUGCAGGAUCUGAGAGCUGAGUUGGUCUGA
This is a messenger RNA of Penicillium coprophilum, 720 nucleotides long. RefSeq names its product GNAT family N-acetyltransferase. The record is from RefSeq and is a predicted model, not a curated record. Gene Ontology annotation, molecular function: protein-N-terminal-alanine acetyltransferase activity; protein N-terminal-serine acetyltransferase activity. The coding region runs from base 1 to 720 and encodes 239 amino acids. Lineage: Eukaryota; Fungi; Ascomycota; Eurotiomycetes; Eurotiales; Aspergillaceae. The transcript has a single exon.